AUGGUAGACCUAGCUGACAAGGCCGAUGACCUUCUAACAAUUUUUGAUGCUAGUGACGUGGACACCAAACUCAAUACAUUUAAUGAUACUCUACAGUCCGUUCUAGACAUCCAUGCUCCCAUGAAAUCCAUCAAGAUUUUAAGCAGACCCCGUCGUUUUGUCAGCAAGGAUAUCAAGGAUCUCAUGAAAUCUAG
Molecule: messenger RNA, 194 nt
Organism: Pocillopora meandrina
Lineage: Eukaryota; Metazoa; Cnidaria; Anthozoa; Scleractinia; Pocilloporidae
Source: the annotation of a GenBank genome assembly